AUGACAAAUUUAUCAUUUGCAGAGGGAAGCUCCACAAACUUUCUCAGAAUGGGUUCAAAUGCAUACGACAUUGUUUUCUGCAAUUUUACUCUCCACUGGAUGCCCGAAAAACAACAAGUCUUAAACGACAUGUUUUCAAGUCUUAAAGUUGGUGGGAAGAUAGCCUUACACUACAAUGACCAUAUGCCCCCGUUUAUGAUGAAUGCGUUCAAAGAACUCAAUCUUGAAAAGGUAGAGAGCAUCUUCCAGAUGUAUCAUAUCGAACCGAAAUCCAGGAUCGAGCAGUAUUGUUUAUCCGCAGGCUUCAAAAUUAUCAAGAGUUACGAGUCUUACACCGAAGAACUUGCUUUCGAAACCGACGAAAGCCUUCUGAACUGGCUUUGGUCGACAACACACAGGGUGUUUGAUCUGUCACUUGUAACAGAGGAGCGUCUGCAAAGGUAUUCAGCAUUGUGUGGAUCCAACGACGAUGUCAACAGCUCUCAACAGCCAAAAUUCCAGUCUGGCAAAACUCCAUUGUGCCGUCUGAUAGCUGUAAAGCAGAGUUAA
This is a messenger RNA of Porites evermanni, 549 nucleotides long. NCBI's taxonomy places the organism in Eukaryota, Metazoa, Cnidaria, Anthozoa, Scleractinia, Poritidae. The record is from the annotation of a GenBank genome assembly.